Eutrema salsugineum is the source of this 792-nucleotide messenger RNA. RefSeq names its product CASP-like protein 1E1. NCBI's taxonomy places the organism in Eukaryota, Viridiplantae, Streptophyta, Magnoliopsida, Brassicales, Brassicaceae. Bases 123 to 671 code for a protein of 182 amino acids. The transcript is spliced from 2 exons. The record is from RefSeq and is a predicted model, not a curated record.
CUUGAGAAGUUGGGAAAAGACUACCAUUUAUUACUCCUCUCUCUCUUUCUCUUUUCUCUUAUCUCUUUUAACCUUUUUUUUUUUAUAAGUGAGAGAUAAUUGAACAAGAACGCAAGAACAAUAUGAAUGGGAUGGAAAUGGAAAAGGGAAAGAAGGAGAGUGGUUCGAGGAAAGGUCUCGAAUUAACGAUGAGAGUGUUGGCUUUGGUUCUAACAUUGGUGGCUGCAACAGUACUUGGUGUCUCAAAGCAGACAAAGGUUGUGUCUAUUAAGGUUAUUCCAACUUUGCCUCCUCUUGAUGUCUCUACAACCGCCAAAUCCACUUACUUGUCUGCCUUUGUGUACAACAUUUCUGCAAACGCUAUAGCUUGCGGUUACACAGCGAUCUCGAUUGUGAUUCUGAUAAUCAGUAAAGGCAGAAGAAGCAAAGGCUUGUUAAUGGCGGUUUUGCUAGGAGAUUUAGUGAUGGUGGCUUUGCUGUUUUCCGGCACCGGAGCUGCCGGAGCAAUUGGGCUAAUGGGUUUAAAAGGGAACAAACAUGUGAUGUGGAAGAAAGUUUGCAAUGUUUUUGGAAAGUUCUGUCACCAAGCUGCUGCUUCGGUUGCCAUCACUUUUCUUUCUGCAGUUGUGUUUAUGGUUCUUGUUGUUCUUGAUGCUAUGAAGCUUCCUUAAAUUUUUAAAAAGAAAGAAAUCGUUUGCUGUUUGCUGUUUCUUGUCGUUUUGUGUUGUGUAAAGUCAUUAUCAACAAUCAUGUAACUGUCUAUUUGCUUUUGAUGUUGUUUCUUUAUCAAUC